This is a messenger RNA of Chironomus riparius, 907 nucleotides long. Lineage: Eukaryota; Metazoa; Arthropoda; Insecta; Diptera; Chironomidae. The record is from the annotation of a GenBank genome assembly.
AAAAAAGUAUAUUUAAAAAUAUAAUAAUAAGCUCUCUGCGCGUUCAUUCUUUCAGUUUGUUGAAUUCUGUUGAUCAGUUCAGAGGCUUUUUUAAAAGCAGCAACAAGUUGUUACAUUUCUCAAAUCAGUUCAAGUGCCUACAUUAAAAAAAACUACAAUAAUGGAUUUCUAUUACAUGCCAGGUUCUGCUCCAUGCCGAGCUGUCCAAAUGACUGCAGCAGCUGUCGGUGCUGACUUGAACCUUAAGUUCUUAAAUUUGAUGGCCGGUGAGCAUAUGAAGCCCGAAUUCACUAAGAUUAAUCCACAACACGUCAUUCCAACUCUUGUCGAUGGAGACUUUGCAUUGUGGGAAUCUCGUGCAGUUUGCGUCUAUUUGAUUGAGAAAUUCGGAAAGGAAGAACUUUUCCCAAAAUGCCCAAAAGCUCGUGCUGUUAUCAAUCAACGCUUGUACUUUGAUAUGGGAACUUUGUACCAAAAGUUUGCUGACUAUUACUACCCACAAUUGUUUGCCAAAGCCCCAGCAGAUCCAGAAAAAUUCAAAGCUAUGGAAACUGCCAUGGGAUUCUUCAAUACAUUCCUUGAUGGAAGCAAAUAUGCUGCUGGUGAUAGCCUUACUGUUGCUGAUAUCAGCUUGGUUGCUACAGUUUCUACCUACGAUGCAGCUGGUUUUGAUUUGACCAAAUACCCAAAUGUCAACAAAUGGUUCCAAUUGUGCAAAUCAACAGUUCCUGGCUACGAUAUCAAUCAAGCUGGUAUUGAUGAAUUCAAGAAAUUCUUCGAUUAAAUACUUUUCCAGUUCUCAACUUAAUUUUUAUUAUUUUAUUUUCAUGCAUUUUUUAUAUUUUGUGGAAAAAAAUUUACUCAUAUUUUUAUUUUGAUAAUAAAUCACUAUUUUGUCAAAAAGCUG